UUGUUCGCAAACCGAACCGAGCCGACAUCAAAACAAAAAAAAAUCGCACUUUCUGGCCGUUUAGAGGAUAUUUUGUAAGUUUUUUACUCGCUCUGAACCCUAGAACGACCAAAAAUCGCGCAGAAACUCGUAUCCGGUAAAGUGUGUAGUGCGUGUACAGUGCGAACAUAAAGGUAAUGCCCAAACCGCGCGGGUCGUACGAAAGUGAAUUCGAAAUGCGUACCGACACAGCAGUUGCCGGAAAUCGUAACAACACCGGCGGAGGUUCGGUUACUACGGAACAUGCAACCGAUCCAGCCAGUUUGGUGGACGUUGAUACCUACCGGCGGAUUAUGAAAAGCUUCAUGGAUAUGAGACGGUACCAAACAGCACUGUUUUGGGCGGAAAAAGUAACCGUUCUCAGCAACAAUGAACCGAAGGACGUAUACUGGCAGGCCCAGUGCAUGUUUCUGCUGCGGGAAUAUCAUCGAGCGGCGUACGUUAUUCGAAGCCGCGGGUUGGACAAACAGAAUCUGCUUUGUCACUAUUUGGCGGCAGAAUGUCUAGCCGAGGCAAAGGAGUACCAGGAAGCACUAGACGUUUUGAAUUCGGUGGACUGUGAGGUACUUGCGAAUAGUAUCGCUAAUGUGAGCCAAAGAGAUGAUUCAAGCACACGGGACAGUUUGGUGUUUGAGGAACCGAACAAAAGCGAUUUACUCGGAUCGAUUUAUUUCCUGAAAGGAAAGAUUCUGGAAGCGAUGGAUAAUCGUGUGUUGGCUAUGGAUUGUUACGUUCAAGCGCUGCACAAAUCGGUGUACUGCGCGGAAGCGUUAGAUGCAUUGAUUCAGCACGAGAUGCUGAUGGCCUGGGAGGAAAAGGAACUCAUGCAACAUAUUCCGCUGGAACAGCAGUGCUCGGAAGCGGAGAGCAAGAUUUUGAAGCGGUUGUAUGAAAGUAAGCUGAAAAAGUAUUACGAAUCGAUUGCUCCGCAAACCAACCUCGAGCAGACCCCUGUUGGAACGAUGAGUACGAAUUUACUGCACGAGCUGACGGAAAAAAUGAAAAACAGCAAGAACAUCGAAAGCAACAAGUCCGCAGCAACGGCAUCCGCUUUACCCAAGUGCUUCACAACGCCCGUUCCGAAUAAAAUCAUGUCUCCGGCUAACAAAAUUCUGGACGAGUUGAAGAAUUCACCAUCCUAUCUGAUACAGUCGUCUCUGUCGAAGGCAUCAUCCGUUGUUGGUUCCGGUGGAGCUGGUGGCGGUAAUGCCAAUUCCAAACCCGCAGAUACUCCGUAUCGAAUAAAUCGACCGGUCAGUAUGCAGAGCCCCUCGGCAAUCAACGUCCAGAGUUGUUUCGAUCGAUUGGAGAGCUGUGUGGAUUUGGUCGUGUCUAAGGCGGAGAAGUUUUUCUACAACUGCGACUACAAAAAGUGUAUCAAGGUCAUCGAUGAGAUCCUCAAGCGCGACCCGUACCACAAGCGCAGCCUCACCGUCCAGAUCGGUUGCCUGAUGGAGAUGAAAGACUUCAACAAGCUGUUCUACGUGGCCCACAAACUGGUGGACUUUUACCCGGACGAUGCCAUCUCGUGGUAUGCGGUGGGCUGCUACUACGAUCUGAUAGGGAAGAGUGACCCUGCCCGGCGCUAUCUGUCGAAGGCGACCAGUCUGGAUAGGCUGUACGGGCCGGCCUGGCUUGCCUAUGGGCACUCGUUUGCGAAAGAGAAUGAACACGACCAGGCGAUGGCGGCUUACUUUAAGGCGACUCAGCUGAUGAGGGGCUGUCAUCUGCCGCUGCUGUACAUCGGGGUGGAAUGUGGUCUCACCAAGAAUCUGGAAAUGGCCGAGAAAUUCUUCUAUCAAGCGAUGUCGAUCGCACCGUUGGAUGUUUACGUGCUUCACGAGCUUGGGGUAGUGAAAUUCGAGUACGAGCUGUUUGAAAGCGCAGAAGAAGUGUUCCGAACCACGCUGGAUAUGGUGCAAAGUAUGGCGAAAGCGAACAAGGAACCAAUUUCCGUCCGAUGGGAACCGCUACUCAACAAUUUGGGUCAUUGCUGUCGCAAGAAUAGAAAGUAUGAGGAAGCGUUGGAAUUUCACCGGAGAGCCCUGUUUCUGAAACCGUUGAGUGCGGCCACCUACACGGCGAUUGGGUUCGUCCAGGCACUGAUGGGCAAAUUGGACGAAGCGGUUGAAUCAUUCCACAAAAGUCUAUCUCUGAAGCGAGACGACGUUGUUACCACGACUAUUUUAAAAUACGUGAUUGAGGAUUUGGCUGAGGAAGCACCGUUACCGUUUUACACCGGCGACGGAGAAAAUAUCGAUCUGAAUGCUAAAGAGGAGGACAGUUCCGAGGCAAGAGAUGAUGAAAUGAGCGGUGGGGGUGGCAAGCCAGGACCUGGUGGUGGAACUGGCGGGACGGGAUGUGGUGAUGGACCGCCUCCACGAUUGAAACUAAAAUUUGAUGAGUACGAUUCCAAUGCGUCGCCGGUGAGCGAUACCAGCGCGGACGAAAUGAGCAUGGAUCUGUAGGGGGCUUCGGGCGGACGACAGGUGAGUGUUUGAGAUUCCUUUUGCUUACCGAUUGUUUUCUCAUUUUGAAAUAUAAUGUUGAACAAUUAUUUAUGUGA
This is a messenger RNA of Topomyia yanbarensis, 2605 nucleotides long. Its product is annotated as cell division cycle protein 16 homolog. The transcript is spliced from 3 exons. Bases 177 to 2507 code for a protein of 776 amino acids. The record is from RefSeq and is a predicted model, not a curated record. Gene Ontology annotation, molecular function: protein binding. Gene Ontology annotation, biological process: cell division. Lineage: Eukaryota; Metazoa; Arthropoda; Insecta; Diptera; Culicidae.